GACAAGUGUAUAGCAGAGAGGGGAAAUAACAGGGCAUAAGAAAGGGGCUGAUAAUGGCAGAAAGAGAAGUAGAAAAAUUAAAAUGAAAAUCUUUUAAAGUGGAAAAACUGAUUUUGCAUAAAAGAUAUUAAUAGGAUAUUAAUAGCAGUAAUGAGACAAAAAUAUGCAAGAAAAGGUAAAAAGACCAGUAAGAAAAUAUAGUGAGAAGAGUUUAUUCAGAGGCAGUGUGAGCUGCAUGGGAAGAGAGGGUGGGAGACAGGUAAGAGGGAUUUAGAGGGAGGGAAAAAAGUAGAGAGGGAACAACUCCAGUGGCAAGACGGGCAAAUGCUGCCGCCUACCUUGGAACCCUGCUGAAGUACUAGCUGUCUGGACCCCCACCAUGUCCAUCUCCUGUGAGAACGCAACAAGAGUACAUGAGGAUGGUCACCCUGCAGUCAGCACCCUGAUGUUUGCUGGAGGGGUAGUGGGCAAUCUUUUAGCUCUGGGCAUUCUUGGUGUACAUCGGAGAGAAAGGAGAGCUCGUGCAUCACCCUUCUGGGUUCUAGUGACUGGUCUGGCAGUGACUGACCUCCUUGGCACUUGUAUACUAAGCCCUAUGGUCUUUGUCUCUUAUGCUCAACAGUCAUCCAUCCUGGCUCUGGGUGCAGCACCUCUUUGCCAUCUUUUUGCUUUUGCCAUGACCUUUUUCAGCUUAGCCUCUAUGAUGCUCCUCUUUUGUAUGGCACUGGAGCGGUGCCUGGCGAUCAGUCAUCCCUAUGUGUAUGCUCAACACUCCUGGGGUCACCGUCUGGCCCAUGCUGCCAUUCCUGUUUCCUAUGUUCUUGGAGCCCUACUCUGUGCUCUGCCUCUGGUCGGAGUAGGUGAACAUAAACAGUAUUGCCCAGGCACUUGGUGUUUCAUCAGAAUGACAGUACCAGGACACAGAGAGAGCGGAGCACUAGCCUUUUCCUUGCUUUAUGCCAGUCUCACUGGGCUUCUCAUUGUGGCCAUAGUGAUUUGCAAUACCUCAGUGACUGCCAGCCUUUGUCGAAUGCGGAAGGGACAGAAGGCUCGAAGAGGGUCCUUGCGCAGAUGUGGUGCUCGUGGAUGGCUUCUGGGAGCAGGAGAGGAGGAGCUGGAACAUUUAAUCCUUUUGGUACUGAUGACAGUUAUUUUCAUGGUUUGCACUGUUCCCUUGACGCUGCGUGCUUUUCUAGGUGCUAUUUAUGAAGAUGAUAAUGAAUCAGCAGAUCUAUUGGCAUUUAGAUUCAGUGCCUUUAACCCCAUCCUAGACCCAUGGAUCUUCAUCAUCUUCCGUGGAUCUGUAUUCAGGAAGCUUCGUUCCUUGCUUUGCUCUGGCUGGAGCCACACUAACAAACCUACAAGUGUCACCAGCUUCCUGGAACCUUCAAGCCCAGGAUUCAUACCAAGAUCACCUGAACUGGUGCCAGUGGGAGACACAUGCUGUGCUGGAAAUCUUAAAAAAGAAAGAGAUAGUGAAAGAGAAGGCACAGGCGAACGAGAGGCUGCUUUACUCCCUCCACCACCGUAAGAUUUGGGAGAUGUGAGACAGAGACUGAACCUAGUAAGAAAACUGAAGUCAAAUCAAACUUUUACCCAAAAGGGCUGCAAUGGUGAAGGGAACAUAUUGAGACACUGAGACAUUCUUUUUAUGCAAAACAAAAAGCACUCUAUAAUGAUAAAAGGCCUCAUAUAUAUUAAGGGGACAUAUUGUGGGCUAAAAGGAAAUAAAAGUUGUAAACCCACUUUUAAAGCCAGUGUCCUAUUUACCCUGGACAUGCAAAGACUAAACCAAUUAGAUGUAACUUAAACAUUUUGAGAUGCAACUUAACUAAAACCAGUACAUACUGUAUAGUGACCAAGCAGCUUUAUGAGCACAGUCUCAAAAGGGGGGACAAUCCUGGAUAAACCAGGAUUUCUAAAUGUCAGUGGUCUUACGCAUUUUUUUGGUUUGAGCCGCCAUUUAAAGUACAAGAUUUGCUGAAGGUCUGGCCAUACACGUUAAGAUCCACUCACUUGGCAAGGUCAUGAUAUCCCCACAUACAGGUGAGCAAUAUCGGGCGAAUUUAGGCUAAUGAAGGCCAAACGAUCGAAUUAUAACGACGGUAAUGGGCGCAGUUGGUUCGAGGACUGCAUCAACAAGCUAAUGCGGUUCCUGAUCCGACUAAAUUUUUUAACCUGCCCUAUUGAUAUCUGGCCGAUUUCAGGCCAGAUGUCGGUCGGGCAGGCCUGUCGUUGCUGCCCCUACACGGGCCGAUUAGCAGCCGAAUCGGUCUAAGGGGGCGAUAUAGGCAACUAGAAUCAGCCUGUGUGUGGCCACCUUAACUUUGCUGUUUUAAGCUGAUGAAGUAUCUAGAAUUCCAAAAUGGCUUAAUCCCCUAAAUCUCAACUUGACUGGCCUUUAGGUGAUCUACAGUAAAUAAACCUGAGCCCAAACACAAUACAUACUGUAGGUAGAUGGAAGUUCUAGGCUGUCAUAGAAAAGCACUUGUGAAUCAAUGUGUGUAAGUGGUAAAGCAUAGUAUGGAUGGAAAGAUGAGCGAAUAAAGAGAGAGAUAACCAAUUUUUCAAUAGUAACAUAAUUCUUUCCUGGUCUUCGUCAUUUUUGUGCACAGCAAUAUUAUUUAUAACACAAAUUAACUUUAAUACUGUACUUAUGUCUGGUACUAAUACAGUUGUGACUUCCAAAUAA
Xenopus tropicalis (tropical clawed frog) is the source of this 2692-nucleotide messenger RNA. RefSeq names its product prostaglandin I2 receptor (gene ptgir). Bases 380 to 1531 code for a protein of 383 amino acids. Gene Ontology annotation, molecular function: G protein-coupled receptor activity. Gene Ontology annotation, biological process: signal transduction; G protein-coupled receptor signaling pathway. Gene Ontology annotation, cellular component: membrane; plasma membrane. The transcript has 2 exons. Lineage: Eukaryota; Metazoa; Chordata; Amphibia; Anura; Pipidae. The record is from RefSeq and is a predicted model, not a curated record.